This is a messenger RNA of Fusarium fujikuroi IMI 58289, 954 nucleotides long. Its product is annotated as FOX2-Hydratase-dehydrogenase-epimerase, peroxisomal. The coding region runs from base 1 to 954 and encodes 317 amino acids. The transcript has a single exon. Lineage: Eukaryota; Fungi; Ascomycota; Sordariomycetes; Hypocreales; Nectriaceae. Gene Ontology annotation, molecular function: oxidoreductase activity. The record is from RefSeq and is a predicted model, not a curated record.
AUGUCUGUCAAAGGCCGUGUUGCCAUCGUCACUGGUGCAGGAGGGGGUCUUGGGCGGGAAUACGCCCUCUUACUCGGAAAGCUAGGAGCCAAAGUCGUAGUGAACGACUACGGCGGUACACUCGAAGGCCAAGCCGGAACCAUUACCAGAGCCCAGUCAGUGGUAGAUGAGAUCAAAGCGGCCGGCGGCAUUGCUAUCGCCGACGGACACGACGUCUCUGUCCAGACCCAAGCUCAAGCCAUCGUGGCCAAUUGCCUCGCGGAAUACGCCCGUGUUGAUAUCCUCGUCAACAAUGCCGGUAUCUCUGGAAAGCCAAGUUCUCACGCGGCGCUUGAUGCACUGGCUUUUAUGAGAGUCAUUGAGAUUGGCGUCCUAGGAGCACAGCUCAUGACAAGUGCCGUUUGGCCUACCAUGGAGAAGCAAGGACACGGUCGCAUUGUCAACGUAUCUUCAGAUGCCAUCAUUGGAUUCGGCGCUGGCGGUGAUUGCGCCUAUUCAGCUUCCAAAGGCGCAGUCUAUGCCAUCACGCAAGAUCUUGGACGGUUCGCCCCAUCAUGCGGGAUCAAGCUUAACGCCAUUUUACCUUCGGGUGCAUCACGGAUGGGAGACCUCUCAGAGGCAUCCAAAAUGAUCACGCAGACGUACUUUGAAACCAGCAAAUGUGCGCCGUUGCUCGUUGCAUUAUGUGCUGAUGAAUGCCCUGUAUCUGGCGUCUGUAUCGCUACGGGAGCGGGGAGAGCUGCACGUGUUGCACUGGCGACUUUUCCUGGGCAUACAAAUGAAACGACAGCGGAAGGUUUCUUGGAGAAUUGGAACAAGGUCAUGGGUGAUGAGAAGGAUGUUUACAUUCCCAAGGAUACUUUGGAUCAUGUAAGAUAUGGAGUUCGCUUGGCAUCUGGACUAGAAGUGCCUGAGUUGCCAUCCCUGGGCAUCAUACCAACCAGCAGUAAAUAG